This is a messenger RNA of Neltuma alba, 781 nucleotides long. Its product is annotated as flowering-promoting factor 1. Bases 43 to 387 code for a protein of 114 amino acids. Lineage: Eukaryota; Viridiplantae; Streptophyta; Magnoliopsida; Fabales; Fabaceae. The transcript has a single exon. Gene Ontology annotation, biological process: regulation of flower development. The record is from RefSeq and is a predicted model, not a curated record.
CCACUCCAUCAUUUGUUACAUCAUAUCAUAGUGAUCAUAAUAAUGUCAGGGGUUUGGGUGUUCAAGAACGGCGUUUACCGAUUAGUGGAGAAUCCUCAGGCGGAGGGGUCGGACGGCCGGCAGGGGAAGGGAAGCGGGUCGAGGAAGAAGGUUCUGGUGCACCUGCCCACAGGUGAGGUCGUGUCUUCGUACAGCUUUCUAGAGCAGAUACUGACUGGUUUAGGGUGGGAGAGGUAUUAUGGCGGGGAUCCUCAUUUGUACCAGUUUCACAAGCAUUCCUCCAUUGAUCUUAUUUCUCUGCCCAGAGACUUCUCCAAGUUCAGCUCCAUCAAUAUGUACGAUAUCGUCAUCAAGAAUCCCAAUGUCUUCCAUGUCCGUGAUAUGUGAGUCUACCUCCUACUCCAUCCAACCCGUCAUCGUCGUCUCUUCUUUCUCAUCCGUCAUCUAUUGAUUUCCAUCCAUCAUGGUUUUCUUUCCUUUCUGUUCGUUUUUAAUUAAGGUCAGUCCCAUCAGUUUCUGGUGUGUUUUCUGAUGUGAGUGUGCUUCGUAGUUCAUCAGUUUGAUUAUGGAAGCUUUUAGUAGCAAGGGUUUGUUUGUUUGGCUUCCUACUUUACCUAUCUAUCUAUAUAUAUGCCUGUGGAUAUGUAUAUGUAGAUCAGGAAUAAAUUAAACAUGGAACGGUGUUUUAAGAUCAGAAAGUGUACUACUGUGUGCUUGGUUUGCUUCUGAUCAUGUAACGUCUUUGAUAUUGGGAUGAAUCGAUAUCCCUUUAUGGAUUUAA